UUUGCGGCCACCCCUGCACGCCCCACUGCACGCCCCACAUCCACGGCCCACUGCACGGCCCACUGCACGGCCCACUGCACGGCACCUCGAAGGUGUUCAGCGCCAUGCGCACAAUUCACGGCGAUGCUGGCCCUAGCCGAAGACGGAGGCAUGGGUCUUCGCCGCUGAUGCUCUUCGCGGGUGCAGUUGUGGUGGGCAGCGUUUCCGCGAUCGUGGUUCUCGCCAAGCGGCCAGGCCACCGAAUAGCAGAGGGCUGGCUCCCCUGGCCGGAGGGCGAGCGCUCUUUUUACGUCACCGAGGAUCGCCAUGAGCACGGCCAGUGCUACGAGGCCUGUGCCGCCCUCUCUUUUCAGUCGGCGCCCGCGUGCAUUGGCUCGGACGCAGCAGCCACCUUUGUCGCCAACACCGUAAUGGCCGAUUUCACACGCCGAGACUAUGGGUACUCAGGGCCCUACCUCUGGAUUGGUCACUACCAGUGGCCCAACGACCGCGGCGCGGCGGUCGGAUGGAAGCCGUCGACCGCAGGCUGCGACGGCAGCUACUCCAAAUGGCUUCCUGGCGAGCCGGACGACCUGUUUGCGAUGCAAGACUGCGCCGCCAUCGACCCGAACGGCGGGUGGAGGGACGAGUUCUGCCACCGCAGGUAUCGCUGCCUCUGCGAGCGGGGUGUGCUGCCGGGCGACGACGCCGUCGAAGAGGAGCUAUCACACCUGGCAGGCAGCGGCAGCGCGAGCGCGCGGCGGGGCCUGUUUGGCCUGCUCGCUUACUUUGUUAGUUGCGGCGGCAUGACGAUCGACAGCGCAUAG
Messenger RNA from Emiliania huxleyi CCMP1516, 806 nucleotides. RefSeq lists its product as hypothetical. The coding region runs from base 105 to 806 and encodes 233 amino acids. The record is from RefSeq and is a predicted model, not a curated record. Lineage: Eukaryota; Haptophyta; Isochrysidales; Noelaerhabdaceae. The transcript has 2 exons.